AUGGCUUCAUCAGACGAAGGGUACGCUGACCCCUUUGAUGGCAUACAUGAGCCAUUUGCUGGCUUGAGUGAAAUGGAUUUUGAACUCCACGGCAUUUACAUGGACCACGAACCAGAGGAAGAAUUUUUGUCCUCACUCGAUAAAUGUAAGGAUAUAUUCCUAAAUGUUCUAUUAAGUGAUGAAAACCUACGAAAUUCUAGUAUGGCAGAUGAAAUCAGAGCCCAAGUGUACCAUGCUAUUGAUUGGCAGAGUGAUGAAGAUGAACAUGAGGUAUUGAAAAACAACUAUAGAAUUCAUGACCCAACCAUCCAGUGGGACAAGACGGUACCAAAGCUUGGUGACAUCUUUGAAUCCCCUGCCCAACUGAAGUUUUGUGUCACCAAUUAUGCAGUGUCACAUGGCUAUAGAAUAUACUUUGAAAAAUGUGAUAGUAAAAGAAUUGUAGCUAGAUGUGACAAUAGGAAGGAAGAGAAUAAAUGCCCUUUCAGAAUUUAUGAUGCAUGGAUGUUUUGGUUAAUAAUUCAUAGUCAACAACAUGUGUUUGAAGCAAGGAGAGGAUGUGAUAGCUACAUGGUGGAUUUAGAUGGAAGUCAUUGUACCUGCAGGUUAUGGGAUCUGGCUGGGAUAUCAUGUGUUCAUGUCAUUGCAACCAUCAACUAUAUCCAGCAAACACUUGAUGAGUACAUUGAUCACAUGUUUUCCAAGGAACAAUUCCUUAAGUGUUACUCUGCUAACAUUAGUCCAGUGAAUGGUUCAAAUCUAUGGCCUCAAACUGAAUUCAUAAAGCCCUUGCCACCAGUGUCAAUGAGAAUGCCUGGUAGGCCAAAGGUCAAUAGAAGGAGACAUGUAACUGAAAAUGAUGGAAGAGUACAUACCCCAAGAACUGUAAGUUGUGGUAAGUGCUUUGAGUAUGGCCAUAACCAGAGGGGAUGCAAGAAUGCAACCAGGGAACCUGUCCCUAUGCCACCAAAGAAGAAAGGAAGGCCAAGGAAGGAACAAUGUGAACCUAGUCAAGCAUCAUGUGAUAGGUCUGAGAGGCAGGAACAUGUCCCUAUGCCACCAAAGAAGAAAGGAAGGCCAAGGAAAAAGGUCCAAUAUGACACAAAUCAAGCAUCAGGUUCUAAAUCUGUUAGAAGCAAAAAGAAGUUGGGGAUAAAAAGAGGUGGUGGCAUUGUGGAAGAUAGAGUUCUACUUGAUGAGCAUGAUGGUUUAGAUGGUCAUGUUAAAGGUAGGGGAUGUGAGGAACAAAUGAAAGAUUUGUUUGACAAAGAAGAUAUUGAUGAUGACAGUUUGGUUGAUAUGAUGUGCACUUUUGAAGCUUCUCUUAGCCAACCAAAGUAUAAUUAUAAGAAAGGUGAUUGA
Molecule: messenger RNA, 1362 nt
Organism: Lactuca virosa
Lineage: Eukaryota; Viridiplantae; Streptophyta; Magnoliopsida; Asterales; Asteraceae
Source: the annotation of a GenBank genome assembly